This is a messenger RNA of Vitis riparia (riverbank grape), 1496 nucleotides long. Its product is annotated as GATA transcription factor 25. Gene Ontology annotation, molecular function: sequence-specific DNA binding; protein binding; zinc ion binding. Bases 151 to 1035 code for a protein of 294 amino acids. Lineage: Eukaryota; Viridiplantae; Streptophyta; Magnoliopsida; Vitales; Vitaceae. The transcript has 7 exons. The record is from RefSeq and is a predicted model, not a curated record. Gene Ontology annotation, biological process: regulation of DNA-templated transcription.
ACUCUCUGGUCUCUCUCUGCUCCUACUCUCAUUCUCGGAACCCUCCUCCACGCCCAACCUUCAAAAACCUAAGUUUAGGGUUAGGGUUUUUUCUUUUCUUUUAAAUGUAAUGCUUCUUCGUAAGUUCUUGAGGCCAUCUCGAAAACAGCAAUGUACGGUCACCCGCAACACAUGAGCAUGCACAACCAGAUCGCCGGCGACGACGACGACGGCGCUGCUUCGGAGUCCAUCGAUAAUCCUCAUGUCCAUUAUGAUGCCCACGUUCUCCAAGACGGAGUCGUCCCCGGCAUGGAAGUCGCCGGAGACGUACCCUCCGACGCUGUGUACGUCGCCGAUGGCUCCGAAGUCGCUCUUCAACCCAGCGACGCUACCAAUCAGCUUACGCUCUCCUUCCGCGGCCAAGUUUAUGUUUUUGAUUCUGUUACGCAUGAAAAGGUUCGAUCUGUGCUAUUACUUUUGGGGACACCAGAACUAUCUUCCAUUGCACAUAAUAUGGAAAUAGUACCUCAAAAUCAGAGGGCUUUAACAGACUUCCCUGGACCAUACAAUCAACCUCAUAGAGCAGCUUCUUUAAAUAGGUUCCGUCAAAAGAGAAAAGAGCGGUGUUUUGAUAAGAAAAUUAGAUAUAAUGUCCGCCAAGAAGUUGCACUCAGGAUGCAGCGAAACAAGGGUCAAUUUUCUUCGUCAAAGAAGUCUGAGGGAACUUUUAGCUGGGAUUCUGUCCAGGAUUCUGGACAAGAUGAGAGCCCUCCUGAAACCUUAUGUACACAUUGUGGCACCAGUUCAAAGUCCACUCCAAUGAUGCGACGUGGGCCAACUGGUCCGAGGUCUCUCUGCAAUGCAUGUGGGCUUUUUUGGGCAAACAGGGGAUCUUUGAGGGAUCUUUCCAAGAAAAACCAGGAUCAUUCUCUGAACCAAAUUGAGCGGGGUGAUGGUGAAGCUAAUGAUUCUGACUGUGGAACUAGUGGAUACAUAAAUAACAAUCAUGUUGCUUUCUCAAAUAGUGAUAACCCGGCUUUAAUACCUGAGCAGUAACUGUCAAGCUCCCUCACAAGAAAGGCUUCUGCCAUUACCUCUAGCAUCAUUCAAAUGAAGUACAAAGGUGUUUUAGUAAUUUCUUCUACUUGUCUUUAUAUAUGUACAGGUAUAGUAGUGGCUUAAUCAAUAUAUGAGGUUCUCUCUUUGUAUUUCUUUUACACUCUUUGGGUACUUUUAAUUGUAUAAGGCCUUGGUACAUGUUUGGCAAUUCUACGCCCUUCCAUUUUUUUGCCUUUUGGGGUUAAUUCUGUGUGCUAAUAUUUUCACACAAAAAGGCACUGUUGGGUUAGAUUCUAUCCACCCGCCCAUCCCAUCUAUUUCUUAAACUCCUUUUAUGUUUGCCCAGUCUGGUUUAGGAAAAAUUAACUUGGUUGUCACCAUCAGUCAAUCCUAUUUUGAACUCAUAAACCAAAUUAUGUUAUAUCAUUCUUCAACACUUUGCUGCCUUUUUAGAUUUA